Ipomoea nil (Japanese morning glory) is the source of this 938-nucleotide messenger RNA. Its product is annotated as probable NAD(P)H dehydrogenase (quinone) FQR1-like 1. The transcript is spliced from 4 exons. The coding region runs from base 136 to 747 and encodes 203 amino acids. NCBI's taxonomy places the organism in Eukaryota, Viridiplantae, Streptophyta, Magnoliopsida, Solanales, Convolvulaceae. The record is from RefSeq and is a predicted model, not a curated record. Gene Ontology annotation, molecular function: NAD(P)H dehydrogenase (quinone) activity; FMN binding.
CAGUUUUGUUUAAAACAUUCAUCACUCAAAGGCGAGCUACUAUAAAUAGGGAGGCUUAGCCAUCUGGCGCUCAGUCGUCAACGCUCUCUAGCCACACCGAAACUCGAAAUUCUCUCCGCUCUAAUCAGAUUGAUAAUGGCUGCCAAAGUUUACAUCGUAUAUUACUCUAUGUAUGGACAUGUGGAGAAACUAGCAGAAGAGAUAAAGAAAGGGGCUUCAUCUGUUGAAGGUGUUGAAGCCAAACUGUGGCAAGUGCCUGAAACUCUGUCAGAUGAGGUUCUAGCAAAAAUGAGUGCGCCUCCAAAGAGUGAUGUACCUAUUAUUACACCUAAUGACCUGGCUGAGGCUGAUGGCUUUGUUUUUGGCUUCCCUACAAGGUUCGGCAUGAUGGCUGCUCAGUUUAAAGCAUUUCUUGAUGCAACUGGAGGUCUAUGGAGAACACAACAGCUGGCUGGCAAGCCUGCUGGCAUAUUCUACAGCACUGGAUCCCAAGGUGGUGGGCAGGAGACAACACCCUUGACUGCCAUCACUCAGCUCGUUCACCAUGGGAUGAUCUUUGUGCCCAUUGGAUACACAUUUGGUGCUGGCAUGUUCGAAAUGGAGAGUGUCAAAGGUGGAAGUCCUUACGGUGCUGGAACUUACGCAGGGGACGGCUCCAGACAGCCAUCUGAACUCGAACUACAGCAGGCUUUACACCAGGGGAAAUACAUUGCCGCCAUCGCCAAGAAGCUCAAGAGUGCUGCCUAAUUACUUCUCUCAUACAUUAUUCCUAGUCGCAUUCUUUUUUAAUUAUAAUCUUUUAACUCCCGAAGGUCGUCUACAACUUAUAUCUUUGAUUCAGUGAUUGUGAAAUCUUUCUUGUGUACACUUUGUGUAUUAUAUGCUAUUGAGGACUAUAUCUCCAUCUGCAUCAAUUGGUAUAACAAUUGGUUCAAGUA